Molecule: messenger RNA, 681 nt
Organism: Amoebophrya sp. A120
Lineage: Eukaryota; Dinophyceae; Syndiniales; Amoebophryaceae
Source: the annotation of a GenBank genome assembly
GAGAUUUACGGAGAAGAUGUCGAAACAGAUUGGCCUCGUCGUGCAGCUGGCGAACAAGGCACCACGAAAAACAAGGAGGAAAAAACAACGACUCCGUAUGUGUUUGGAAAAGGAAUGAAAGAGAUGAUCCCGGCCUUUCUGCAGGUUUCCGGAUGUAACGAAUACCUCCGCUUGGAGACGGAGCGAAGUAAAUCUGAGCUGGACAAACUGAAGAAACUCGUAACCGAAGGUGGACUCUGUACGGUGUCUCUGUUGAAAAGUCGAUCAGAAAAGCAUUUGCGCGCUGAAGUUAAGCGAUCAAAGGCGCUUUACUACCAGCUCUUGAAGCGUAAAGAGGAUCAGGUGCGUGCAAACCUCGACUACUCAGAGGCACUCGCAACAUCAGAGACACUGCGUCUGAGCCAGGAGAACUUGAGACGCCACGAUGGCACCGGAGAAGGACCUGCAGCGCGAGCAGCUGGCGAAACACCCAGACGCAGCACAGCGAAGUUGGGCAAAGCAAAGUCCUCAUCAAGAAGAGGAAGUCGCGCAUCAUCUUCAACGCGCAAACAUAAAUCGCCAGCCUCUACAGCGGUGCCUUCGGACCACGGGGAUAUCAUGCUUCUAGCAAAUACUCCAUCGUCCUCUUAUAGCCUACACCCGGAGACGGCCGCAACACCACCUCCCUAUUAUGCAGGAGAC